Messenger RNA from Rotaria sordida, 573 nucleotides. NCBI's taxonomy places the organism in Eukaryota, Metazoa, Rotifera, Eurotatoria, Philodinida, Philodinidae. The record is from the annotation of a GenBank genome assembly.
AUGGGUACAGUGUAUUUCGACAUCGGUGACUACUCGAAAGCACUUGAAUUUUACGAAAAAUCACUUAAAAUAAGAGAAAAAGCUCUGCCUCCAAAUCAUCCGGAUUUGGCUAUUUCCUACAACAACAUCGGUCUAGUGUAUAAGAACAUGGGCGACUACUCGAAAGCAGUUGAACUUUACGAAAAAUCACAUCAAAUCCUUGAAAAAGCUCUGCCUCCAAACCAUCCACAUUUGGCUACUUCCUACAACAACACCGGUGGAGUGUAUAACGCGAUGGGUGACUACUCGAAAGCACUUGAAUUUUACGAAAAAUCACAUAAAAUCUACGGAAAAGCUCUCCCUCCGAGUCAUCCCGAUUUGACCCUAUCCUACAACAAUAUGGGUCAAGUGUAUAAGAACAUGGGAGACUACUCGAAAGCACUUGAAGUUUACGAAAAAUCACAUAAAAUACGAGAAAAAGCUCUGCCUCCGAAUCAUCCCGAUAUGGCUACUUCCUACAAUAACAUGGGUACUGUGUAUUUCGACAUGGGUGACUACUCGAAAGCACUUGAAUUUUUUCGGAAAAUCCCAUGA